Seminavis robusta is the source of this 903-nucleotide messenger RNA. The record is from the annotation of a GenBank genome assembly. NCBI's taxonomy places the organism in Eukaryota, Bacillariophyta, Bacillariophyceae, Naviculales, Naviculaceae.
AUGAUGCUGUUGAGACGGCUCCUAAUGUUAUAUUUCAGCAUCACAAGCAGUGCAUUGACUCGAAACAUUGGAGUCUUUGGCCUCACUGCUUUUUCCAGGAUACCCCUCUCGCUGUCCACGUCUUCAGCUGGCCAAAAUUUCUGUGAAGCCAAAAUGUCCAAUUCUCCCACAACUGCCGCGGAGGCAUCCGACGAGACAACUCAUACCCGAGACUUGCAACAACAAGACACAAAAGAUAAGGAUCCAGAAUUGGGCCAAAAAUCCUGGAGAUCGUUAAUCGAGAUUUCCAUGGCCCGAUCCCGAAAAAUUCGAGGAUCCAACUAUGUACAACUUGCCACCGUAGAUUUGGAAGCCAUGGAACCACGGUGCCGUACGGUGGUCUUUCGGGGCUUUCAAAAAUUUCCAGCUGACCACAAGAACAACAGUGGUGCUUGCGACGACUUGUCGACUGUCCUGAAAAUGUGCACCGAUGCACGGUCUCGCAAGGUCCAAGAGUCCCCAGCAGGAGAGAUUGUCUGGUGGUUUGCCAAAUCCAGCGAACAGUAUCGGAUGCGUGGCAAACUCUUGUACGUGGGCGGUCAAAAUGAUGGAGACGAUCCAGAACUAAGCAAAGCUCGUAAAGAGCUAUGGGGGAAUCUCAGUGAUCCAGCACGAGAAAGCUUUUUUGACCAAAAUGUACCCGGAGCACCCACGACAAAAACGACAGCAACGAAUGACGAGAGUGCACCUGCUGGAGGACGAGAUGCGUCUGCUGGAAAGCCAUUGCCUCCUCCCGACAACUUUCUCCUGAUGCUUCUGUUUCCUCAUCAUGUGGAUUACCUGAAUUUAAAGGAAAACUAUCGGCAAGUAGAUACCUUCUCGAAAGAUGAGAGUUCAUGGUCUUUUCAACAAGUCAAUGCCUGA